Chara braunii is the source of this 3159-nucleotide messenger RNA. The record is from the annotation of a GenBank genome assembly. NCBI's taxonomy places the organism in Eukaryota, Viridiplantae, Streptophyta, Charophyceae, Charales, Characeae.
GCUGAUGGGACUGACACGUCAGCAGCAGAUGGGAGUGCCAAGUCAGCAGAUGGGAGUGACAGGUCAGCAGUCGGUCGGCUACUACUGCUGCUGUUGCUGACGAUGCGAUCAAUGUGCGAAGCUUAGCCACAGUGCCUGACCUUCUCUGCAUGGUCAUGGUGCACGCAAGAUGACGUCAACAACAAGAGCGGUGGUGGAUUGGGCGAGGGGGGGAGCAGCAGGCGGAUCGAGGAAGUUUGGCUUCGACUGCGGAGUCCGGAGUGAUGACGUGCCUGCCACGUGGCAGCUUCACGACCUGGCCUACAGCUGCUCCUCGCUGCCCUCUCGCUGCCGACGGCGAUGGCGACGAGAACAGCGCACGUGUCUGCAGUCUUUCCCUGCCUGUUCCUCCUCCUCAUCAUUAUGGGUAUCCCGACCUCAUCGAGAUUUUCCUCUCCCUGCACCUUCUCAACUGUGCAGUUGUAGGAUCUCAUCAUCAUCAUCAUCAUCAUCAUCAUCAUCAUCAUCAUCAUCAUCAUCGUUAUCAUCAUUAUCAUCAUCCCCCUCAUUCUUAUGGGAGCCAAAGAAGAUGAUGAUGGGACGAGAUCUUCUCUACCGUGGUGCGCAUUGGCAGCUGCAGUGCAUUCCGAUCCCAUCCCGGACCUGGGGCAUCAGGCAAAUUCCACCUGUGGCCUUCCCUGGGGUAUCAUCACCAGUUAUCACGAGUCCAGAUCUCAGCUGCUACUACGAUACCGAUCUGGACUGCCGUCAUCAAUCCAUAGUAAAUCCGAUGUCGACAAGCGGGUGCGGCCAUCGCCGAGGCUCCAAUCGACGUGUUUCACAUUCAGGCCAUCGAGGAGAAACGUGUUUUGCGUCUUCUCGUCCUAAGAUUGCGAAAGCGAAAAUGUUCAAGAGGUGGAGAAGGAUGACGGUCGGGGUACCAAUCAUUGCAUCAAACACAAGACGCAGCAACAGGAGCCAUUUACUUCAGCGACAUUUCACACUCCUAUCUUCCUCCUCCUCCUCCUUUUCCUCCUUUUCCUCGUUGUCCUCCUUGCCCUCCUCAUCAUCCUUAUCCUUAUCACCGUCGUCGUUGUCAUUGUUAUCAUAUGCGUCGUCACCAUCGAAGCGUGGUGCAUCUCAGCCGGUGAUGUACAGUCUGUCUUCCUCUCUGUGCUGGUGCUUGCCACAUGUUUCCAGAUGGGCUGUUGCUGCGAGUGGUGGCAGUGGCACCUCCUCCUCAUCGACUCUGGGUGAGGCACAUGUUUCCUGUUCACUAUCUUCGUCAGCAUUGUCUUGGCGCGAGGCAGUCGUCCCCUCUCCUGUCUUCUCUCCUCCUCCUCCAUCUCCUCCUCCUCCUUCUCCUCCUCAUCUGAGCCGUCUGUCCUUUUGCCUGUCGGAUGCAAUCCCGACCGUCCGGUCAUCUCGGCGCCAGCCGUGGGCGGCUUGCCAAGCACUCCCAUCAGAUUCUCGCCACGUGUCCUUUCCCAAGCAAUCAACCUCGUCGUCGUCGUCGUCCUCCUCCUCCUCCUCUUCCUCUUCCUCUUCUCCCUCCAUUCCACACCUCAUCCCGCUUCCGAGGCGGACUCUUCGGAAGAUUUUGCCGUAUACCGGCACUGGGGAGCAGUUGUUGUAUUAUAUUGGGGCGCCGGACACGUGGCUGCGGAGGAUUGCAAUCUCCUUAAUUGGCUUCAUUGUCUUCUACAAACUUGAUUGGCCUCUCUUCACGACCGUCUCGUCCCUGUAUUGGUUAUGGAUCCCGAUUGCAACGACGGCUCAGUCUAACCUCUCGCUCGGCUUGCGAUAUCAGUACGGAGCUCUUUGGAAGACAAAGCUGCAUGUGGUCGAGAUGAUAGACUACGUGAUCAGGACAGAGAAGAGGUCGACGGCUCGAGGCCGCAUCGUGGCCAAGCCAAUCACCGAGCUGCGGCUGCGGAUAGUUCUCGGCGAUGGCGAUCGGGAUGGCGAUGGCGGAGGUGGUGGUGGCCCCAUGAUCGAGAUGUUUGUGCCGAUGCCGGAAUCCCGACCCGUUCUCCAGCCCGGCGAACCGGCGGAGCUCCUCGUCCUCUCCGAUCGCCAAUCAUUGACCAGGUUCAAGGUAAUCCGGGAUGUAUAUUUGCCACGUAAGAAGAUGUGGAUAAGGAACUUUCCAAGAGUUGUCACGUCGGCGUUCGAGGAGGCGAGUGCAGAGCUCAGCGAUCCCAGCUACAGACAGCGGUUUGGUCGAAGGACGGGAUCGCGGUCGGGCAUGGCGAGCCGGGGGAGGAGAUCCUCCUCCUCCUCCUCCGCGUUCUCGAGGAAUGUCGGGAGCCCGUCCACGGAGAGCGGACGCUAUCGAGUUUCCGGCCGCCAGCAGCAGCAGCAGCCCGCGCAGCGGCAAGGAUACAGAAAUGGCGGGAAACUUGAUGAGUCUGUGCGAUGGCGGGAAAAUCCUCGUACAGCUUAUAACAGCUAUGGCGGCUAUGGCGGGUAUGACGGUGCUGCGCCAUCGAGCAGGACUUCUGAUCAGCGAGCCAGGAAGGAUGCAACAGCGAUCCUCUCUACCGAGCGUGACCGAAUGGAGGAGGAGGACGAGGGGAUCCCGAUCUGAUCAUGGCGCUAUGAGUGAGGGCCGAGUAUCGCACUCGACAAGAUAGACUUGUCUACAUUUUUUCUAAAAGUUUAGUUGAUUAUUUAGUUGUUUAGUUAUGUGGGAGGAAAUUUGAGUGGACUCCUCUUCUAGUGAUGUAAUUACUGAGAGCGGGGGCCCAGGUCCCAUUUGCCCAGAUUCUUCCUUUCUGUCGGUUAAUCUUCAUAAUCAGCGCUCUGGAAUGGAGAAACCGAGUGCACGGGAGCUCGCCGCAGGGUGUCUGAUUUCGCAGCUGCACACGCGCAGACAGACAUGAUCAUGCAUGCAUGCAUACACGCCUCAGCAUGUACGCAACCAUGCAUACAUGGCUCAGCGUGUACGUAACCGUGCAUGCAUGCGUGCAUCCACGGCUCAGCAUGUAUGUAACCAUGCAUACAUGGCUCAGCAUGUAUGUAACCGUGCAUGCAUGCAUGCAUCCUCGGCACAGCAUGUACACACCCAUACAUGCAGGCAUGACUCAGCAUGUCUGUCACCGUGCAUGCAUGCAUGCGUACACGGCUCAACAUGUACGUAACCAUGCAUGCAUGCGUACACGGCUCAGCAUGUACGUA